AUGACUAGUGUUGAAACUCCAACUGGUCGUCAAGCUGUAGAUUUCUGGGUCGCUGGCUCCCGUGCUCACGCGCGGCCCUGGUUUGUUUCAGGUGGCUGGCUCCUGGUGACUCUCCUCUGCCUCAGCCUGGCCGACUUGGCAGCGACCUCGCCGCUGCCUUCCUCCUGGCCCAAUCUGAAUGACUGCCUAAAUGUUUCCAAAUCCCUGGUAACCGCUGCGAGGGACGCGCUGCACCAGCUGAAGGAGCUUGGCACGCUAGGAUUUGAAUGUACUCUUGAAGAGGUUGAUCUUGAAGAUAUCACUAAGAAUAAAAUCAACACAAUUAAGGCUUGUAUGGCAGAAGAGUCAAAGACUGAAAAUUGUCCUACACUGAAAAGAGCUGAUUUUGAUAAGAUUGAGUGCCUGCGAGGUAUCAAUGAAGACCUGAAGGCUUACAAGGCAGAGUUCAAGAAUUUCAAUAACCAGAAGAUACUGGCUGCUAUUGACAAACUGAUACAGGCUGUGAAAAUUAGCAGUGUGAGUGUGGAGCAACCAUCUACAAACAGAGGAUCAGCCUCUUUCAAAGAGAGAAUGAGGUUAUGUAGUGUUCUCCAUGCUUUUACAAUUCGCACUGUGACCAUAACCAAGAUGCUGAACUACCUGAAUUCUCCUGGAAGCUCAUCCUAAUCACUGAAACCUGGAAGCACUUUCUAUAAAACAUUGAAUCAAAGCUAUUUUAAGUAUCUGAAGAAAAUAUAUAUUAGGUUCUACUUACUGCAAGAGCUCUGUGUGCAGAACUCUCACUGAAGUCAUUGAAACUUGUACACACAGAGGGCUUCCAGGAUAUGGACCUGAAUUUAAGAAUACAGUAAUAUUUCUACAAAAACUUUUCAAGGAUUUAGCACAAUAAUAUUCUACAAUAUUUUUCAUGACCUAAGUUGUCUUGAGCAAAAUACUAUCAGUGUCUUUUAAGCUAAGAUGUUAAAUUUCUACAUUUCUAGAAAAAAUAAGCU
Messenger RNA from Trachemys scripta elegans, 992 nucleotides. RefSeq names its product interleukin 12A (gene IL12A). NCBI's taxonomy places the organism in Eukaryota, Metazoa, Chordata, Testudines, Emydidae. Gene Ontology annotation, biological process: immune response. Gene Ontology annotation, cellular component: extracellular region. The record is from RefSeq and is a predicted model, not a curated record. Gene Ontology annotation, molecular function: interleukin-12 receptor binding; growth factor activity. The transcript is spliced from 6 exons. Bases 1 to 666 code for a protein of 221 amino acids.